UGUUUCUGCGAAGGUAGGAAAGUGGUCUGGGCACAGGGCCAGGCACUUGUUUGCCAGCAUCUCUGGGAAUCUGGAGGCAGUGCUGGAAGACCCACAGCCUGGCUCUGGGGGGAAAGGAGGCCAUCUUUUGAGGAUCCAGAAGAUGAGGGGGCUCUUCCCACUCAUACCUGUCAUCCACCACAGCCUUCCCCUUCUCUAUGCAGAUCAAACCAGCGACCUUCAGUAGUGACCAUAAAUGACUCCUUUGUCCAGGAAGGUAAGAGUAUCCAGAAACGCAAGCUUUCUCAGAAACGGAGGACACCGCCUUCUCAGUUUUACAUGGGCAGCCACCUGUCCCCAUGGCCCAUGUACGCCAGUGGCCAGACCAUUCUGCCAAACCGAAAGCCCUGUUCAGAGGACUACCGGAAGCGAGCAGGUAGCUGGCAGCAGCAGUCCUUGGGCAUUGCCAAACCAAGGUACCUGGAGCAGCUGGAAAACUACCUGCGCAAGGAGCUUCUCCUACUGGACCUGAGUACGGAUUCUGCCCAGGAGCUGAGACUGCAGCCUUACAGAGAGAUCUUUGAGUUCUUCAUAGAGGACUUCAAAACAUAUAAGCCAUUGCUGUCCUCCAUCAAGAAUGCGUAUGAAGUCAUGCUGGCCCACCAGAGGGAGAAGAUCCGGGCUCUGGAGCCCCUGAAGUCUAAGCUUGUCACUGUGAAUGAGGACUGCAAUGAGAGAAUCCUAGCCAUGCGGGCUGAGGAGAGAUAUGAAAUCUCCAUGCUCAAGAAGGAGAAGAUGAAUUUGCUAAAACUCAUUGACAAGAAGAAUGAGGAGAAGGUUUCACUGCAGAGCGAGGUGGCCAAACUGAGGAAGAACUUGGCUCAGGAGUACCUGCGGUAUCUUAGUGAGCGAGAUGCCCGCAAGAUCCUCAUCACAGACCUGAACGAGCUACGCUAUCAGCGGGAGGACAUGUCACUAGCCCAGUCUCCAGGGAUCUGGGGGGAGGACCCCAUGAAGUUAACACUGGCUCUGAAGAUGACCCGGCAAGACCUGACACGCACGCAGAUGGAACUCAACACUAUGAAGGCCAAUUUUGGAGAUGUGGUACCCAGGAGGGACUUUGAAAUGCAGGAGAAGACCAACAAGGAUCUGCAGGAGCAGCUAGACAGCCUGCGAGCUGACUAUGAAGAAGUCUGCAAGGAGCAUGAGAUACUGCUGCAGCUGCACAUGAGCACACUGAAGGAGCGGGACCAGUUCUAUGCCGAGCUGCAGGAGAUCCAGCGCACCUCCACGCCGCGGCCCGACUGGACCAAGUGUGAAGAUGUGGUGGCUGGAGGCCCAGAGCGCUGGCAAAUGCUAGCCGAGGGCAAGAACAGUGACCAGCUGGUGGACGUGCUCUUGGAGGAGAUAGGCGAGGGGCUGCUCCGGGAGAAAGAUUUCUUCCCUGGUCUGGGCUACGGGGAAGCCAUCCCCCCUUUUCUUCGGUUCGAUGGCACUGUGGAGAACAAGAAGCCAACAAAGAAGGAGGUGGUAAACCUCCUAAAGGAUACCUGGAAGGAACGUCUUGCUGAGGAGCAGAAAGAGAGAUUCUCAGAUUUCUUCUUCAACUUCCUGGAGCGUCGCUUUGGGCCCACUGAUGCCAUGGCCUGGGCCUACACCAUUUUUGAAAAUAUCAAGCUCUUCCGCUCCAACGAGGUCAUGAGUCAGUUUUAUGCAGUCUUGAUGGGAAAGAUGAAGGAGAGUGUGUAUAUCAACCAGAAGGAGACAAAAGCACAGCUGCUGAAGGAGAUGACAAGUGUUGACAGUCAGAAUGAGGGACUCCUAUCCAUGGAGCAGUUCAGCACCAUCCUCAAGAGUACUUUCCCCUUCAAGAAGGAAGAGCAAAUUCAGGAACUAAUGGAGGCAGGGGGCUGGCAUCCCAACAGCAGCAAUGCAGACCUGCUCAACUACCGCUCAUUGUUUAUGGAGGACGACGAGGGCCAGAGUGACCCCUUUGUUCAGAAGCUGUGGGAACAGUAUGUGGAUGAGAAGGAGGCGUAUUUGCAGGAACUAAAGCAGGAGCUGGGCCAGGAUCUCUAUAAUGAGAUAACUCCACGCAAGCUGCGGGAAGCACUGAUGAACAUUGACCCCAGUCUGGACACUCAGACCCUGAACACCUACAUGAGCCAGGCCUUCCAGAUUCCCGUGACUGACUUGCCAGAGGAGGGCAACGAGAAGGAAGAGGACAUUAAGACAUGGCUUCAGACUGUGAUGGAACGGCUUCAAGUGGAUGACAUAAGGCGCGUGGGGCCUCGAGGAGAGCUAGAGCCUGCAAACUAAGGCCAUUCUGGGCAGUUUCAGUGCGCCAGUGCCACUAACUCCUGACUUCUAGUAUAAAAUUUUUGUUUGUCUGAACCUAUGCCAUUCUCCUGACUGCUGGGUAGUGGCGGGAAAGCAAGGGUGGGGAGACAAGCACCAAAACACAGCAUAUUCUAUUUGUGAUACUUUAUUGAGGCUGGGGAGGGGGAGGGGGAGGAGGAGACCUGGAGGAGUAUGUGGGGCCAAGAGAGCCCAGGUGGAAACAGGACAUGUGUUACUGCCUGGCCA
This is a messenger RNA of Loxodonta africana (African savanna elephant), 2565 nucleotides long. It is a transcript of the gene TSNAXIP1, whose product is annotated as translin associated factor X interacting protein 1. The transcript has 15 exons. The coding region runs from base 319 to 2298 and encodes 659 amino acids. NCBI's taxonomy places the organism in Eukaryota, Metazoa, Chordata, Mammalia, Proboscidea, Elephantidae. Gene Ontology annotation, cellular component: cytoplasm. The record is from RefSeq and is a predicted model, not a curated record.